Messenger RNA from Zingiber officinale, 4755 nucleotides. Its product is annotated as pentatricopeptide repeat-containing protein At1g06140, mitochondrial-like. Lineage: Eukaryota; Viridiplantae; Streptophyta; Magnoliopsida; Zingiberales; Zingiberaceae. Bases 474 to 2882 code for a protein of 802 amino acids. Gene Ontology annotation, biological process: RNA modification. Gene Ontology annotation, molecular function: RNA binding; protein binding. The transcript has 4 exons. The record is from RefSeq and is a predicted model, not a curated record.
UAUAUUUGUGUGAUUUAGUAUCCGACAAAACCUAGGCGAGCCCUCUUAUUUUCGAUCCCUCUUCUCCCGAUUUCCUCCGGCUAUCUCCGGCUAGCCUGCCUCCUCUUAUCCAGCACAGAGACAGAGGCUGCACCGCCGCGUGCCCGCCUUCGACGGAGGCUGCUGCCACUCGACGUCGCCGCCAAAGCUAAUUUUAUGUCAGACUUUUCCUUCGACGCUGCCUCUAGAUCGUGGCAGUGAUAUAUGCGUAGAGACUUCAUUGACUUUCGAUUGGGGGUGAUAGUAGAACCAGUGGUUUAAAGGAUUAGUUGACGUUGAGCGAUUCAUUCCAGAUCUGUGGGUCUUUCUUGUAUCAGUGUUGUGUGAACAAAGAGUUGUUUGUUGAGGAUGAUUUGGAGUUCAUCGCAUUUGGCCAGGAGACCUGACAUGCGUAGCGUGAAAUAGAACAAUCAGUUUAGAUUUACAAGAGUAAGAUGCUUCGUUUUUGUGCUGGGUUCCAGUUACCACUCAAAAGGUUUCUUCAAUUUGCACCACUUAGGAAUCAUUCAAGGAGAUUGCAUGGAAAUACUCGCAAAAGAUUGGCGUUGCCCCUAACCCAUACCGUGAAGAGGUUUGAGUGUUGCCUGGAAACAUGUACUGAUAUAAGAUUGCUAAGGAAGGUUCAUGCUAGCAUUUUAACUCAUGGACUUGGAGGUAGUAUUUCAAUUGGAUCCAAGCUCUGGAACGUCUAUGCUAACUUUGGUUGCCUUCCUAAAUCUAUACGGAUGUCCCAUACAAUUGCAAGUAAACAGAUCUCUCCUUGGAAUUCAGCUAUCAUUAACUAUUUUAGAUCAGGUCAUUUUGAGGAAGCUCUCCUGUUGUAUCUAAACUUAAAAUCUGAAGGAAUCAACAUUGAUAGUGCUGCUAUUAAUUUCGUCUUAAAAUGUUGCAUUGAGCUCAUGCAUUUACAUUUUGGAAGAUCUAUUCAUGCUGAUGCCUUAAAGACUGGUUUAAAUAGUAAUAUGUUUGUUGGUUCUUCUCUCAUUGGUGUGUACUUUGGAUCUGGAACCAUCAAGGAUGCAGAAGGAGCAUUUGAAGAGAUCUCAGAGAAGGAUGUUGUCACAUAUACAUCUAUGGUUUCUGGCUAUUCCAGAUUCACUGAUUUUAAUGCAUGGAGGGCAUUUGAUAUUGUCACUAAGAUGCACAAUGAAGGACUGGAUGCAAAUAGGGUUACUCUUGUGAGCUUGCUCCAGGCAGCAGCGCAUUUACAAGCACUUAAAGAAGGUCGUUCAAUCCAUUGCUAUGCUUUCAGGAGAGGCAUGGGAUUUUCAGAUGAGGUGUUUCUGACCAGCCUUGUAGAUAUGUAUGCUAAAUGUGGUGCUAGUGCUGCAGCAGCAUGUGCGCUGAGACAAAUGAAGAGAAGAAAUGUUGCUUCAUGGAAUGCACUAAUUGCUGGUCUUAGUCGAUCUGGUCAAAUUUCAGAAUCUUUGAAAUAUUUCAAUCUUAUGCAACAAGACGAUGAUGUUUGUCCAGAUUCUGUCACAUUAGCUAAUGUUCUUUCAGCUUGUUCUAAUUUUAACUUUAAAAAGUACACCACAAGCCUCCAUGCUUACAUUAUGAGAAGAAAUAUUUUUCUUGAUGAAGUUUUGACCACUUCUCUGGUCGAACUGUACUCAAAGUUCAACAAAAUGAUACAAGCCAGAAAACUAUUUGAGAAUAUCAGUUUCAGAGAUGUAGUCUGCUACAAUGUGAUGAUUAAUGGCUAUCUCCAAGAUGGAAAAAUUGAAGACGCCAUUAACAUCUUCAGUGAAAUGAACCAAGCAGGUACAAGACCAAACUCUGCAACAAUGGUGAACUUUUUGUCUGCAUUUACAGAUAUAGAAGAUGAAAGAAAUGGUAAGUGUGUUCAUGGUAUUGCAGUCAGACAUGGCCUUUGGUUAGAUUUAGAUCUUUCCAAUAUGAUUAUGCACAUGUAUGUAAGAUGUGGGCAAAUCAACUCUGCGAGAUUAAUUUUUGAUUUGAUGGGACACAAAGACUUGAUUUCAUGGACAACAAUGAUGCAAGGUUAUGUAAAUUAUGGCCUUGGAGAAGAGGCUGCUGCAUUAUUUGUACAAAUUCAGGGAACAGGUAGCCAGCCUGAUUCACUAACCAUUAUGACUCUACUUCAGGCAUAUGCUCAACUGGGCAAUUUAGAGUCGGUCAAAGCAAUUCAUGGGUAUAUGUACAGAAGCUGUAUGGAAGAAGAUAUUACCACAAUAAAUUCUCUGAUAAUUACAUAUGCAAAGUGCGGGAGGUUAGAUAUUGCAGAAUCUGUGUUUGGUAGCAUCUUCACAGAACCUGGACUGACCUCAUGGAAUACUAUGAUUGCUGCAUAUGGCAUUCAUGGCUACUGCAAAGACGUGCUCAAGAUGUUUGACCAAAUGCAGAGGAAAAAUGUGAAGCCUGAUGCAUUGACAUUCAGUUCAGUGAUUUCAGCAUGUAGCCAUUCUGGUCUGGUUGAAGAGGCUUGGCAUAUCUUCCAUUCCAUGAAAGAUCAUUCGGUUUCUCCACAGGAAGAACACUACAAUUGUAUGAUUGAUUUACUUGGUCGAGCUGGUCAACUUGAAGAAGCAUUUGCUUUGUUGAAGCACUCUCCAAUGAGAGACAAGGCUGCUGGAAUGUGUUCUUUGCUUGCUGCUUGUAAGAACCAUAAGAAUUCAGAAAUAGGAGAGGCUAUUGGAGCCGAGCUCCUAGAACUAGAGCCCCAUAAUUCACGUACAUAUGCUCUAAUGUCGAAUGUAUAUGCUCAGGUGGGUAAGUGGAGCGAAGCUGCAUAUUUAUGGACUAUAGCUAGAAAAAGAGGAUUGUCCAAGGCACCUGGGUACAGUUUUGUUGAAUUGAGCAAAAAUGUCUCUGCAAUUUGAAACCCUUGGAAAAUACCCUGAUUCAGGAUAAAGUUUCAGAUCAGAAUAAUUUAUUUGCUCAAUCGAAACGAAAAGUAUCUCAUGUUCAUUGUCUCGACUCUGGUAAAGCAAGGAAACUAAACCAUUGAAUAUCUAUUGUAUAGAUAUUUGCACAAGGUGGAGAUGGUGUAGGAACUAGAUUUCUUCGAGUACACCCAUUUUGAAUGUUUAAUUUGAAAGAACUUCAAGAACUAGAGCCCCAGAACCAGGUACAUAUGGUUCUCUAUCGGCUACAGGUUACAAUCAGAGAAUCUGGAUCAACAAAGACACCCAAUGUAGAUUAUGAUUAUAAUUAAAAUUACUAAUAUUUUUUAAAUUAACCAGCUCAACAAAAUAAGCUGGUGCAUUGCCUCACUUUUUAGGGUUGUAAAAAUUGAAUUGUUUUUGUUUUACUAGUUCUAGCAAACUUAGUAAAUUUGUACCAAGUUUUAGGAGAUAAGGUUGUUGUAGGGGACAUGAACCCACCAUUGUUUCAUUCAUUGAAGGAUUAAUAAAAUUUUCUCAAAAUUUUUUCUUCUCUCUUGAUGGCUCUAGGCAGGAUACAGUAGCAGCCAGUUCAAACAGCAAAACUAGUAAACCCAAAAUCUCUCUUGAUGCCAUUCCAACCAAAAGAAGCUAAUGGAAUCAAUUAAUUUGAUCAGGGAUGAGGAGUUGUUAGGUCAAGGCCUUGAAUUGAAUGAUGACUUGCAAAAUGUACUUGCAAAACACGAUGCUAUUGCUUCUGGUUCACCUCUGCAAGCUGGUGCAUCUGAGUUGAUUGAAAGGGACCCUGUGGCACCUCAACCUACAAAACCUGAAGUUUCUGAAAUCCCUUCCAAGAACUCCAAUUGUGCCUCAAUCUGCUAGUCAGUAUGAUGAGGAAGAGGAAGACGAAGGCGAUGAUUAUGCUCAGUUAGCUCGCAGGAACUCCAAAGUCAAUCCACCAAAUUCUAGAAGCAACUCCGUUGCAACUAGUGAUCAUUUGGGCUCUCCAACCGGAACUGAUGUUACAGUUUCCUCCAUAGCAGGAAGCAUGGAGGCAUCAUCACCUCCUUCAGCAAGUAAUGCUCCAGCAGUUCCUGAUCCUCCAACUUCAGUUAACACUUUCACCAAAGAACAAGUCAUAAUCAGCCUUUUGAGCAUUACCUUGUCAAACCCAUCACCACCCACACUCCUUUAACUCCUACAACGUCUGAUCAAAAUGUAUCAAUUAUGCUGCUGUCGAUAGCAAUGCCAAUGCCAAUCCAUUUGAACCAACUAUGUUCCAGUAUCCUUCCUGCCCCUGCCAAUGGUGCUGCUGCUACUUAUCCUUCAGUACAGGCUUCAAGGCCUGUGCCCCAGUAUUCUUCAGGCUCUGAAACUAAUACAACACAAUCACAGGUAAAUAGGCUAUCCUCUGCCAAACCUUAUGUUUAUACAAAUAGGUGGUUUGAUGAACUAGACUUGAGAAAUGCCAGCACAGGUCAUAAGACAAACUCCUCAGGUUCUAGCUUAUCUAGCUCGUGAGGAGGCCAAAGCACAAUCAAUGGCAGAAACUAAGCAGCAUUUCUACACUCUUGUUUGGAAAUCUGGGAAGUUCAUGUGCAAACUUAAUUAGGUUUGUUGUGUUGGUGAGAUCCAUUUCAGUGUGAUCAUUGGCCUACAUUUUCAGUGCUGGUCACUCAGCUAAAGCUUUUAUAGAAAAACAGGAACGUAUAUAAGCAGUUGGUUACAUUGGAUUGAAUGAUCAUGUUAUUCUGCAACAAUCUGUGAAUGGUGCAUAUGCUGUUUCUACAGCUUCUAGCUCAAAUGCCUCAAUACUCAUCUUUUUUUAUCUCAUUUCCAAUUUUGAAGCUCAAAUCAGACAACUGGAGGC